Rhizophagus irregularis DAOM 181602=DAOM 197198 is the source of this 1752-nucleotide messenger RNA. RefSeq lists its product as uncharacterized. Lineage: Eukaryota; Fungi; Glomeromycota; Glomeromycetes; Glomerales; Glomeraceae. The record is from RefSeq and is a predicted model, not a curated record.
AUGCUUGCCGAAACUUCCAGCCCUAGAGACUCUUAUUAUUCGUCACUAUUUGACGAGUACUCGUCACGUGGUGAAGAGAGAACUUACAAUGGCUCAACUUGGAGUCAUGCAGCAAAUGCUGUGAAAAAGCGGCCUUCCCUAAAUUUACACCCUCGCACUAAUAGUAUAAGCAGCCUAAAACGACAGCCUUCUUUUGAUUGUCCCUCACCUGCAUUUUCCAAUUUAGUCUCUUCAAAUUAUUCAAGUCCACUUAGUUCGUUAUUUAACUAUAAAACUGCUUCUGGUUCUUUUUCCCCUCCACCACCAAGUCCAGGAUACGUUUUUACUCAUUUUAGCUCAUAUAAUAAUGUGGAAAAUAGAGAAAGUCUCACUAGCAAUAAAACUGAAGAAAGAUCUAACAGUUUAACAGUCCCUCUAGACACGAAAAGAAGUAGCUCAGAAAAUCGUACUUCUUCUCCUUCAGGAAGCAGUGUCCUUGAAGAUUAUAAUGAUUAUAAUGAUUAUCAUACAAGACCUUCUUCUACAAGUAGUUUCGAGGAUGCACCGAAUUCAGUGUCAAAUUCACUUGAAGUAACUCCAACGAAAUCGCAAGAUUCAACUCUGUCACAACAAAUCUUAGAUGAACAUAUUCAACAGCAACAAGAUAGUGAUAGGGAUCAAUAUGGUUUUAGAAGGUCAUUUCAAUGGAUUACCAAAAAGGAAUAUAAUGAAUUUGAAUCAUCUUACAUACAAGUCCUACAUAGACGUAAACAAAAAUGGGACGCUGCUAUUGCUGAAAAUGGUGGUGUCAUACCUGACAGAUGUUCAAAAAUGAAGAGAUAUGUACGUAAAGGUAUACCUCCAUCAUUACGCGGAGAGGCAUGGUUCCAUUUUAGUGGUGCAGAAGCAAAGAUGAGGGAUCAUAUGGACUUUUAUCAACAAUUAUUAAUCAAAGCGCAAGAUCCUCGGUACGAAAAUGAGUAUGUGGAAGUUAUUGAAAGAGAUCUUCAUCGCACUUUUCCUGAAAAUAUUAAAUUUAAAUCUACAGUAGUUUCAGAAGAUGGUUCAACUUUUAUCUCAACUGAUAAUGUCCCAAUCAUUCAAUCACUACGUCGUGUACUAAUAGCUUUUUCAUUAUAUUCACCUAACAUUGGUUAUUGUCAAUCUCUUAAUUACUUGGUUGGAAUUCUUUUACUUUUUAUGGAAGAGGAAAAGGCAUUUUGGAUGUUAGUAACUAUCAUUCAUGAUUAUUUGCCUGAAAAUAUGUAUGAUGUGACAAUGGAAGGUGCAAAUGUUGAUCAAGCUGUUCUCAUGAUCUUAAUAAUGGAAAAAAUGCCACAAAUAUGGAACAGAUUAAGCGGAGGAUUUGGUUGGGAUGUAGAUAAAUUAGAUGGAAAUAUGCCAACAAUUACGCUUGUCACAAGUCAUUGGUUUUUGACGUUAUUUAUUAACAUUUUACCAAUCGAGACAUUGUUAAGAGUGUGGGAUUGUUUAUUUUAUGAAGGUAAUAAAGUUUUAUUUCGUGUAGCUUUAGCAAUUAUUAAAUUAAAUGAGGAUAAGAUUUUAGCAAUAGAUGAUCCGAUGGAAAUAUUUCAGCUAGUUCAGAAUAUGCCAAAGUGCUUGCUUGACUGUCAUAAACUGAUAGAUGUAUGUUUCCGUCGUCGUAAAGGAGUAUCUGAUAUUUCACAAAAAGAUAUUGAUAGACAUAGAGAAUUAAUUCGUGAACGACGGAAAAAACGAGUAGGAUCUAUGUUAUUUAAACACAAUAAUUAG